Molecule: messenger RNA, 696 nt
Organism: Owenia fusiformis
Lineage: Eukaryota; Metazoa; Annelida; Polychaeta; Sabellida; Oweniidae
Source: the annotation of a GenBank genome assembly
AAAUAAGUGAAUACUGGUAGAUAGAAUAAACCCAACAAAAUGGAAAGCUUCAUUUUGAUAUUAUUUCUCAGUAUGGGUUUCAAUUUAACUGUACAUGGAGAAGUAAAUAAACAAGAAAUUGGAGGGUUCAACCAGAACAUAUAUAAUGGAAGAAGUGAUGUUGCUAAAACAAUUGAUCAAUCAUGUCAGAAGUGUAAGUGUAGUUUGUUGACUGCCGAUUGUAGUUCUAGGAAGAUCGAAUCACUACCUUUGGAUCUGCCACAAAAUAUAACAACAUUGAACUUAUAUGACAAUUAUAUAACAGCUCUCCCAGAUUUUCUCCUGGGUCGUUAUUAUAAAAACUUACAGACUUUGGACAUGCGAGAAAACAAGUUGUCGACCACUGGUCAGUAUACAUUUCAAGGACUUGGAAAACUGCUUAAUCUUCACAUUACAUGGAAAAGAGGAAGUAUUAUGCAUCCAUUGCUGCUUAAACCAUUAAAGGAGAUACAAAUCAUUGAUGUGAAUGGGGAAGGUGGAAAUUUCAAAGGCAAUGAGAUUGAGAGAGAUGCUUGGCUAAAUGCAUUUGAAGGACUACAGAAUUCUACCAUUGAGAAAAUAACUUAUAAACAAGUCAUAUUCCCAUUCAUAUUGAAAGAAAAGCAUUUCACAUAUUUUAAAAACUGUCAGCUGAAAGAACUGCAUUUGCCACACAAU